Molecule: messenger RNA, 297 nt
Organism: Sclerotinia sclerotiorum 1980 UF-70
Lineage: Eukaryota; Fungi; Ascomycota; Leotiomycetes; Helotiales; Sclerotiniaceae
Exons: 1
Coding region: 1-297 (98 amino acids)
Source: RefSeq, a predicted model, not a curated record
AUGGGGUAUGUGAAUAGAAUAGAACAACUUUUCGACACUCUGGAAAGAUGCUGUAAUGCUCAAAGAACAGUGAAGAAUGAUGACACAGAACAAAACGGAACGAAUGAAGUCAAUGUUGAAACUUUUCCACUGAAUAAUGGUGGGGAAGAGGGAAAGUUUUACUGGGGAAGCACACAAGGAUUCACAUGUCGACUGAUCCUAUUUUAUUGCUUUUCCCUCAAGGCUGACAAUGUACCACCAGAGCAGGCUUCACUUCCCCAUGCAAAGCGUGAGAUUGAAGGAUAUGCUCUUGCAUAG